Oryza sativa Japonica Group (Japanese rice) is the source of this 1927-nucleotide messenger RNA. RefSeq names its product flocculation protein FLO11. Gene Ontology annotation, cellular component: cytoplasmic stress granule. Gene Ontology annotation, biological process: cytoplasmic stress granule assembly. Gene Ontology annotation, molecular function: mRNA binding. Lineage: Eukaryota; Viridiplantae; Streptophyta; Magnoliopsida; Poales; Poaceae. The record is from RefSeq and is a predicted model, not a curated record.
CCAUUCCGCUUUCGUCUCGUCUCGCCUCGUCGCAUCGCAUCGCCUCCCCUCCCACCACCCUCUCUCUCUUUUCCCUCCCUUCCUCCCUCCCAUGGCCCGCCCCAAGAGGACGAAGCCGCCGCCGCCGUCGCGCAAGGCGGAGACGGCGGCGGCGGCGGCGCAGCGGCCGUCGUCUUCGUCGUCGUCGCCGUCGCCGUCCCUCCCCGAGGCGCUGCUGCUCGCGACGGUGUGCAUGGUCGGCCUCCCCGUGGAGGUGCAGGUCCGCGACGGAUCCGCGUACGCGGGCGUCCUCCACACCGCCUCCGUCGAAGGCGGAUACGGUGUUGUGCUAAAGAAAGCGCGAAAGAUCGCUAACGGGAAUGAUAAUGCCAAUAUUCCUCUGGGAGCUUUUGUAGAUAGUCUUGUUAUUCACCCAGAUGAUCUCGUUCAAGUCAUUGCAAAGGAUUUUUCACUCCAUACAAAAGAUGUGUGCAGAACUCCUGUUUGUGAUACCGUCGCAGCCAGUGCAUAUGUGAAGCCUCAAACUUCACAUGUGAAUGUGUUUCCACUAAAAGAGGUUAAGAAGUGCAGCACGCCAGGUGAGGAGACUAACAUCUCCAUUGGGAGAAGUUCUCCUGCCUCUCCAACUGGAUAUGUAGGGCCACGCCUCUCCUGUAACGAGAUAAUGAGUUCUGCGGUUGUUGGAUCAAAAGAUGGAAAUACUAAGAGUGCAGUUUUGACUACACCCACAAUGUCUUCAGAUGUGAAAAUCUCUCCUCCAGCCACAGUUGCUAAAACUGCCACGCCGAGCAAAACCAUUGCUAAGGAAUCCAAACUCAACCCUUGUGCUAGGGUCUUCUCUCCUUCGUUUGCAAGUUCCAGACCAGUACUUGCAGCUGCACCCUCUGUUAACCCAAUCUACAUCUCAAACUCUGUAGCUGGAGUUCCAACCGGGUUACCUGUAUUUGAAACUAACUCAGUGCCAGGCGGUUCAUCCCUGUCCAGCAAGGCUGUUCAUUAUAAUAACCUGGCUGCUGCAAACUAUGCUAUUUCACCUCAAUAUACUCAGUCAACCAUGGGGCAUAAUGUGAGCAGGCUGGAUCCUGCUAGAAUUGGCACACCUUAUCAUCCCAUGCAAGUUGGACCUGCUUACAUUAGCCCUAGUCCUCAGCCUGUUACUGGUGGGAAAUUUAAUCAUGUUGUUUAUGUACACCCAUUUUCUCAGGAUGUAAUGCAUGGAGCACCUGUUAUGCCCCAAGGAUGGUCUCUUCCUGCACCAUUGAACUCACAUCAAGCUAGCCUCCAGAAGUUCCAAGGCACAGCCCCUGUAUAUGUAGCCCCACCUAUCAUGGCAACUGGGAACCUGCCAUUGGUGGUACCAAGCCCUGCACCGCUUGUGCAGCCAUUCCAGGCCGUUCGUCCCAUCAUGGUACCUGCUGCAAGCAGCAUGGUUCCAGGCAAAUACAUGUAAACUUGUCAUAGCAGUGUGAUAUCAGUUUUUGUUGGAAGAAUCUUGGUUUUACCCCUUUGGCCGUUGGGGUUUACAUCUAAGAGGACUCGCAGUUUUGCCUAAUCUGUUAAUUCUCUUGCUAGUUGCUGGUCUGUGUCCGUCUUUUUGUUGGAAGGACUUGCAACUUUUACCAUUCUUAAUGCUUUGGCAUCAUCACGAUUUUCCUUUUUUCUUUUUUUUUUCUUUUUGGAUCAUUGGGGUGGGGGUGGUGGGGGUGUUCCAUGAGAGCAGUUAAAUGAAAUAGAGAAUAUUGAAGCAUUUUUUUUGUCAUGUCAAAUACCUUUUCCCUUUUUGAAGAGUAGCAUGUACUAUGUACAAUGAGACACUGUAAAAGAGUUAGAUAGUAAAUUGAUUGUUUUCACAGGGCUAAUGUACAUUGAUCUUGUGAACUGUUCUCAUAUAAUGACGGACAAUCCCGCUAUGAAUUAGUUUUACCUU